UUCUGGGAGACUUCCUUCCCCCAGUUCGUCCUUACUUCAUCUCCCAGCAGGGCUGCCUGCUGGACCUGGUGAUCCUGCUUCCGUAGGAAGGGAGAGAGCCUCCACCUACCCUGCUCUCCUUCCUUCCCUCCCCAGUCCCUCACCCCCUCUCUUCCCCUCAGGCUGGCAGGAUUCCUCGGGCAGAGCAUGCAAUCAGUUUGCAGGGAGCAGCCGCAGCCACAGGAAAGAUGCAGAAGCACAACCAGAAGGAGCACCUCUACAAGCUGCUGGUGAUUGGGGACCUGGGAGUGGGCAAAACCAGCAUCAUCAAGCGUUAUGUCCACCAGAACUUCUCCCCCCACUACCGGGCCACCAUCGGCGUGGACUUUGCUUUGAAGGUGCUGAACUGGGAUGCUGAGACUGUGGUACGGCUGCAGCUCUGGGAUAUUGCGGGACAGGAAAGAUUUGGAAACAUGACCAGGGUGUAUUACAGAGAGGCUAUGGGGGCAUUUAUUGUCUUUGAUGUUACAAGACCUGCGACGUUUGAAGCAGUGACAAAAUGGAAAGAGGAUUUGGACUCUAAGUUGGUUCUUCCAAAUGGCAAACCUGUGCCAGCAGUCCUAUUAGCAAAUAAAUGUGACCAGGGAAUAGAUGUUCUUAUGAACAACGGCAUCAAGAUGGAUCAGUUCUGCAAAGAGAAUGGUUUCGUGGGCUGGUUUGAAACAUCAGCCAAGGAAAAUAUAAACAUCAAUGAAGCUUCCAGAUGCUUGGUGAAACACAUAAUUGCUAGUGAGAGUGAUCCAGUUCAGUCGGUUGAACCAGAUAUUGUAAAACCACACUUGAAUUCCUCCAAGAUUGUCAGUUGUUCAGCUUGCUUUAAAUCCUAAGAGACUUCCAGACUAUUACAAGAGCUGAACAACUAUGAUUCACAAUUUAUACUUUAUUCAACGAAACCAGCCUGCCCACAUUGUCCCUAAGCAGAUUGUAAUUUUCUCAAAAAUAUAUUUAAAUUUUUCUCUCUUUUUUUUCAGCUAAAAUUUAUUAUGAGGUAUUCGUUGAUAGAAACUAUUCAAAACUCUCUAUGGCUAUUGGUCAAGUAAGACUCAUGGUGAUGGCUGUGUUUUCCUAUUUGGAUAGCACCAGUGAUAUCAAAACCUAUUUCUUUGACAUGUGGUUUUUGAAAAUUCGUAUUUGUGAUGGGACUGCAGCAGCACCCUACUUGUCCAUUGAUUUCCAGGAUGUUUUUGCAAUACCUUGACCAGGCAAAGGUCAUCAUUGUGCUCUGUCACCCCUCAAACUUGAAUGAUCUUUUUUCAUAUAAGGAAGAUUAUGAUGAAGAUGAAAAUUGAGCUGUUCAAAAAGAGACACCAAGAAUGCUUACAGUUAAAUAUUCCCCUUGCAAGUUCAGUCUCCUGGAUGUAGUGACAGGACUGAACAUACAGGAACAUUUCACGUCAUUUAGCUCUCCAGAAGAUCUGAGCUUCUGAGACUGAUGAAGGAUUGGCUCCCUCUUUCUGAGGAGUUGCUUUCUCAUAGGUGAUAGCCUUAUCUUAGAUGAAGCAAAAUAGAACAAAUCAAGGGUGAGGGGUGACAAAAGAGGCAAUCAGGGGUGCAGCCUCCUGGUGAAGAAGAUCAGGGUUUUCUGAAAGGGUUAUCUAUUCCAUAAAGCCAGAAUUUCCUCUGGAAAGUCCAUAUUGAUUUUUUCCCUGCCUUUCAUCCCUCAUGCCACAGAUACCCCCGAGUGUUUAAACUGUGUGUAUUCUAUAAGUCCUAACAUGCAUCCCUUCAUUGUGUUUAUUCUCAUGGGAAAAUUCACUAUCCAUACUCUAAGAAACCAGCAGAACUUUUCAGGAAUCCAUCUGUGUUGAGUAAAAGGGUAUUUGCUUUCUAAAAACAUUCUUCUAAAAUGUAUAUGAAUCAUCACAGGAAGCAAGCAAAAUGAAACAGUCUUAUGAGACACUUCUGGAAGAUGUGAAGAAUUUAUUGAGCUGUACUGUGGAAAUUAAAUUGCUGAUUUUCAACAUCUCACAAAAAAUGCAUGUUGGUGGGGUCAUUCAGAGAAGUGUGUCUAGACAAGAAGUCUUGACAUCUGGCUGUAAGCCCCUUCAACACAAACUUUGCCUUUAUCCUGCCAUAAACAAAUCACUUGAAUUUUCUGUUCAGAUUUUUCCUUCCUAAGCUGUGAACUCUCACAGAACUCUCACUCUUCUUCUCUAAGAGUUCCUCUUCUUAGAGAGGUGUAACAGCAUGGAAGGGAGGAGACAAAAUCACAUGGUGCUUUAUGUUUGCAGGUGUCAUUGCAAUACUCCACUGAACACUUAGCUGGAAAUGAAGGAGUGAAAUUCUCAGUCUAGUGAAUACCUGCUGCAUAGGAAAAAUUUAAAAAAAAAAAAAAAAAAAGAAAAAAAAUUCCUCAAGCUGACUUUAUACUGUGGGACCUAUGAAGUUCAUAUGCCUGUAAAAUUGGCAAUGUAUGGUGUAUGUUUGGAUUCAAAGUUCUUUUCCAAUCUAAAUGAUUCUAUGACUUUGUGCCUCUGUCACUAAAUGCUCUGUUACUAUAUAGGCACUGCAGACAAGUGCUAUGUUUCUCUCCCUGGAGAGCCAGGGACAGAGACAUAGCUCUUUAUGUGCUCUUCCUAAAGCCUUUUAUUCUUCUCACAGAAUUUUGAAAUAAGAAGUAAGGUCUCUAGUUUUAAAAAUAAAAAUUCACAUCCAGAAUUAAUCUGCACAGACAUAGAUGUAUGGAUACUUAUAUAUAAUGAGCUGACUUUUUUGAGAGUAUUUUUCAAGUUGUCUUGGAUGCUGUGUCAUCCUUUAAUACCUGUGUUAAACGUUCUUUAACUCCUGCUGUGAUCUGUAUCAAAUACCUUAAGCAUCCUGCCUCGGUUUCCUCAUCUGUAAAACAGGGACCUAUGUACACACCUACCUCACAGCACUCCCUGAAAGUUACUGCUGGCACCUUGCUUUGGGGAUACAUGUUCUACAAAUGCCAAGCUCUGAUACUGCUCAGAAUGAAAUAAGAGUGCCCCCUAGCAUAAAUACAUGGUGCUGUAAAGCCUUAGUGUUAUAAAUUUAUCAAAGGCUUGCCUGUGCUACAAAAAUUAGCUUUAAUUAUUCCACCUCAGUUAAGCUGGUCAAGGUUAUAAAGCAACGUGUGACUGCAUGGGCUGAUCAGACUGGCUGCAGAUGGUCUGCAAACGGAAACUGUGGCUGCACAGAUGUCAUGGCACUAGUUUAAUAAUCUCAGCAACAAAGCUGCAAUUCAGAGCUAGUACCACAUCAGUUAUUUCAAAUUUAAAGCAUCAUUUAAAUCAAGUCAUAUGGGCGCCUUAUUAAGGAUAACAAUUCAUAUCCUGAGCAAACACUGUGGAGAAUACAAGGAACUAGAUAUUUCAGAUAGCUUCUAAAGGACUAAUUUUUCAUGAGUUGAGCACCAUACUUCACUUAUGAAUCUGUGGGUGUCAGGUGAAACAGAGGAAAUGUCAUCCAAAAAUGCUUUUAUGCCCAACUCGCAACAAACCCAGGAGUUCCUAAUGUGUUUUGCUUAUCUUCAUAUCACCUUUAUUUGGUGGCUUCUAGCAAUACUCACUAAGCAUAAUGGGAAAUUCCACAAGACUUUGAGAACUAUGGCUAAAGAUCUGGUAUAACAGUAGUUAAAACAACCCUGCAUAAAUAAAACACUUAAAUGACAUAUAGAGAUAUUUUUGUUCCGCACUAUAUUGUAUAAACCAGCUUUAAAGUAUGGGGUCAUUAUCUGUUCCAUAAUGUUUCUGUCAUGUCAGGUUCCACUGCAGUCACCUCUUGGGCAGAUUUUCCAUUUCUGGUAGAUGGAGGACAAAGUGUGGCCAACUGUUAGACUAAGGACUAUACAGAAUAUAAGUUAUAAAGUCAUACAUAUUUACACCAUGAGACUUAGAAGAAUAUCACAAAGAAUCAGGCCUUCUUAGGAGGUUACAUAAUUACAUAUGCUCAUUUUUAUUUGUACUAAAGUGAUAAAAAUUUGUCAAGUCUUUUUCUAUAACACAAUAAAUGUGUGAAUGCAACCUGAAUAUCUAGCAAACAGAGCCUUUUUAGAGGAGGAUGUUGUUGUAGGCAGGCCAGAAUAAAAGCUUUAAUUUAGAAUUAAUGAGUUCAGUUUGUGCCAAUACCCUUUCAGGAAAUGUAAAGUUUAAUUAUACUGUGUCAGUCUCUAACAGCUUGGAUUUCCUUAGGUUUUUGAUGCACUCUGUGCUAUGUCCUCUUUGCUGGUCACCAGGGACCAGGCAUCUUAAGCACACAUCCAUUUCAAAAUUAAACAUUUUCCCUUUCUGUUUGCAAUAACUAAUGAACAAUGAGUCUCUAUUGCCUUGCAAAUGGACAAAGGUACUGCAAAGUGGAAUUAAAAUUAAUUUUCAUUCUAGUUCUCCAAAUACGCCCUUCUGGAUGUCCCAGCACCUCAAACCACACGUUGAUGAGCAAGGGAGCUGCUGAACAUGAGAGACCACCCCAAAACAUUCAAAGAGAAGAGUGGUUGAACAAUUUCACCCCCAGACAUCAUUUGCAACACCAGUAAUGACAGAAUGUCUUUCAUUUUCCAUCUUGAAGCUCCAUACAAAAGAAAAAUUCAUGACCCUAAAUACUUUGGGCAGCAUAGACAUAUUGCUGACAGGAAAAUGGAUGGAGUGAAAGAUAAUUAUUCAGUUAUUCCAGAAAGAUCAUAAUUUAUUUGACCAGGUUCAGUUUUCAAUAGAAAGACAUUUGGAAAUUGAAAAUCAGGCUUUGUUACUCUUACACACCUUUUUUUUAGUUAAUAUAUUUUCAAUAAUUUUUCUAUUCAGAAAUAGUGUUCCAACAGUACUUUAUGCAUUCAGCUUAAAUUGUUGUACUCUUCAGAUUUAUUUUUUUUUCUGUUUUAAGCUACCUGAUUCUAUAAAAUGGGGAGGGAGAGAGCUAAGGAGAAUGUGCACCUUUAAACAGCAAUGUUGUUUUAUUUCUUGAAACACUUUUUGUAGCUGGAUAAAGUGAAACUGGUAAACAGAUGUGAGAAAUUAAUUUAGUGUCAAUUGUCAGGAAACAGUCAAUCAAAAUAUCUUUUACU
Molecule: messenger RNA, 5056 nt
Organism: Passer domesticus (house sparrow)
Lineage: Eukaryota; Metazoa; Chordata; Aves; Passeriformes; Passeridae
Gene: RAB38
Product: RAB38, member RAS oncogene family
Exons: 3
Coding region: 228-866 (212 amino acids)
Biological process (GO): phagosome-lysosome fusion; endosome to lysosome transport
Cellular component (GO): late endosome; trans-Golgi network; lysosome
Molecular function (GO): GTP binding; GTPase activity
Source: RefSeq, a predicted model, not a curated record